ACACCGCACCCCAGACCACUUCCCCGUCCGGCCCUGGAGGGGUAGUGCCGGCCGGGCUGGCGCCGAGGGACACGGCAGGGCCGCGGCCACUGUGCUGAGCAAGCCUUUCCAUGGAGGAUGCCAGCGAGGACCCCACCACAUUCACUGCCCAUUCUCUGCCCAGUGACCCCCGGCUCUUGGCUGCUGUGACCAAUGCGUACCUGGGCACACGUGUGUAUCACGAUACACUCCAUGUGAGUGGCGUGUACAAUGGGGCUAGGGGGGACACGCACCGGGCCAUUCUGCCCAGUCCCCUCAACGUCCGGCUGGAAGCCCCUGCAGGGACAGGAGAGCAGCUGACUGAGAGCUUUGUCCUGGACACUAGCACAGGCUCCUUCCUGCAUGCCCUGGAGGGCCCCAGCUUCCGGGCCUCCCAGCGCAUCUAUGCCCACCGCACGCUGCCUCACGUCCUGGCCUUCAGUGUGUCCAUCACCCGUGUGGCCGCAGGGAGCUGGCCCGUCUCGGUGCUGCUGCGGUCAGCCUUUUCCCCAGAAAGCCCGGACCUGUACCUGUACCAGGGUCCAGACUUCCUGGGAGCCCGGUACCUGUAUGGCCACACGCUCAUCCCUGAGCAGCCUGGGGGGCUGCAGCAGGAGCUGCACAUGCUGUGGACACCAGUGCCCCCAGCCCUGACCCUCGGGGAAGGCGAGGAGGACAGGACCUGGGAGUUCCUGACCGUGGUGGGUGGCAGCCAGGCUGAGGCCCGGGCCUGCCUCGCCGAGGCCCUGCAGCUGCAGGCCAGGGGUGCUCUGUACACCGCCCACACCCAGGCCUGGGCCCAGCUCUGGGCAGGCUGUGGCCUGGAUGUGGUGGGGCCCCUGCCCCUGCGCCAGGCCCUGCGUGGUGCCCUCUACUACCUGCUCAGCGCCCUGCCGCAGCCCGGGGCCCCAGGAUACAUCUGCCACGGCCUCAGCCCUGGGGGCCUCUCCAAUGGGAGCCGUGAGGAAUGCUACUGGGGCCACGUCUUCUGGGACCAGGAUCUCUGGAUGUUCCCGAAUGUCCUGGUGUUCCACCCAGAGGCCGCGAGGGCUCUCCUGGAGUACCGCAUCCGGACGCUGGGCGGGGCCCUGGACAACGCCCGGACGCUGGGCUACCAGGGAGCCAAGUUUGCCUGGGAGAGCACGAGCUCCGGCCUGGAGGUCUGCCCUGAGGACAUUUAUGGGACCCAGGAGGUCCACAUCAACGGGGCAGUGGUGUUGGCCUUCCAGCUGUAUUACCACGCCACCCAGGACCUGCAGCUCUUCCAAGAGGCUGGUGGCUGGGACGUGGUCAGUGCUGUGGCUGAGUUUUGGUGUAGCCGUGUGGAGUGGAGCCCAGAGGAGGAGAAUUACCACCUGAGGGGAGUCAUGCCCCCCGACGAAUACCACGCAGGAGUCAACAACUCUGUGUACACCAACGUCCUGGUCCAAAACAGCCUGCGCUUUGCUGCGGCCCUGGCCCAGGACCUGGGUCAGCCCGUCCCCAGCCGGUGGCUGGUGGUGGCUGAUAAGAUCAAGGUGCCCUUUGACCCGAAGCGGAACUUCCACCCUGAGUUUGAUGGGUACCAGCCUGGAGAGGAGGUGAAGCAGGCAGAUGUCGUGCUCCUGGGGUACCCUGUUCCCUUCCCCCUGAGUCCUCAAGUUCGCAGGACAAACCUGGAGAUUUAUGCGGCUGCGGUAUCCCCCCGGGGCCCCGCCAUGACCUGGAGCAUGUUUGCCGUGGGCUGGAUGGAGCUGAAGGACCCUGGAAAGGCACGUGACCUCCUGGAGAGGAACUUUGCCAACAUCACCGAGCCCUUCAAGGUGUGGACGGAGAAUGCAGACGGGUCGGGCGCCGUGAACUUCCUGACCGGCAUGGGGGGCUUCCUGCAGGCAGCGCUCUUCGGUUUCACGGGGUUCAGGAUUACCAGGGCCGGGGUGACCUUCGACCCCAUGUGUCCAGCGGGCGUCUCUGGAGUGUGCAUCUGGGGCAUCUCCUACCAGGGGAGCAAGCUUGACUUCUCCUUCUCCAAGGACACUGUGACAGUCGAGGUCACAGCCCCCACAGGGCCCGGGGCCGCCCCGCUGGAGGCUGAGCUGUGGCCAUCACUGGCUCGGCUCCCCCUGCCCCCAGGACACAAGAUUUCCUUUCCCUGUUCAGCUGGCCGGAUACAGAGGUCACUCUCAUAGGAAGCUGGGGCAGCAGGUUCUGCUCCAGGAGUUUCCUGCAAGAACUUUUUGAAGACCUUAGAGGCCUGCUCCAGAGCCCACAGGACCGCCUGUGGACACUCUUGGGCCCUCCAGCCCCACCGAGUCCCUCACCAGAUGCUGUCCUGGCACUGCCCCUAAAUGACCAGGGCUGUUGGCUCCAGGGAUGUUCUCGGGUCCUUCCCUCUGGCCACUCCCUCUGCAGGUGCCCUUCUUCGAUGCCCUCUUGGCCUGCCAUCCCCCUCACCCACCCUGCCCCUGGCAGCCAGGCACGCGGGCUCCAGGGAAAGUCUGGAUUCUGUGGCCUGAAGUUCACGACAGUCUUCAUCUCACCUGAGCCCCUCCCAGCCUAAGUCCCCUUGAUGAGCGGCUUCCCUAUGGCCUCCCACACCAGCCACAUCUGCAUCUGCUGUCCCUCAGUGCCCCUUCCCCAGGACGCCACAGGACAGGGCUGGGGAGAGGCUCUGCUGAGAAGGCAGAGGAAGGCACAGUCCUCCAUG
Messenger RNA from Ceratotherium simum simum (southern white rhinoceros), 2704 nucleotides. Lineage: Eukaryota; Metazoa; Chordata; Mammalia; Perissodactyla; Rhinocerotidae. The record is from RefSeq and is a predicted model, not a curated record.